Vombatus ursinus (common wombat) is the source of this 4765-nucleotide messenger RNA. It is a transcript of the gene ZDHHC20, whose product is annotated as zinc finger DHHC-type containing 20. Bases 47 to 1348 code for a protein of 433 amino acids. Gene Ontology annotation, cellular component: Golgi apparatus; endoplasmic reticulum. Gene Ontology annotation, molecular function: protein-cysteine S-palmitoyltransferase activity. Gene Ontology annotation, biological process: protein targeting to membrane; peptidyl-L-cysteine S-palmitoylation; synaptic vesicle maturation. The transcript has 13 exons. The record is from RefSeq and is a predicted model, not a curated record. NCBI's taxonomy places the organism in Eukaryota, Metazoa, Chordata, Mammalia, Diprotodontia, Vombatidae.
UGGCAGGCGCGCAGACCAGCUGGAGCUUGCGGCGGCCGGGACUGGAAUGGGGUGUGGAGGAGGGCGGGGUAAGAGGUCAGUGCGAGGAAGGGCCACGCCGUCUACGACAACAGCCGAGGAGGAAGAGGAGGAGGAGGAAGAAAAAGAAGAGGAAGGAGAAGGGGCUCCCGCCACCGAGGAGGACGAGGACGAGGACAAGGGGGAGCAGCUGCAGGCUGCCAGGCUUCCGCAGCUGCAGGUCCGCGGCGGGACGCACCCCCGGGCUUGCCAGCCCAGUAUGACGCCCUGGAGGCUGCUCCGCUGCUGCCAGUGGACCGCGGCCUGGGUGCCGGUGCUCUUCAUCGCCGUGGUCAUCUGCUGGUCCUACUACACCUUUGUGGUGGAGCUUUGCCUCUUUACUAUCGCUGCACAACAAGAAGAAGGAAAGGCAGCUAUCUACCUUGUGAUUUUCCAUCUGUCGUUUGUCUUGUUUAUGUGGUCCUAUUGGAAGACAAUUUUUACACCUCCUGUUUGCCCCUCCAAAGAGUUCAGUUUAUCUCAGUCCGAUGAAGAACGUUAUGAAAAAGAAGAAAGACCUGAAGUACAACAAGAAAUUUUGAAAAGAGUAGCAAAAGAGUUACCUGUCUAUACUUUGACUUCAACAAGAUUAAUCAGAUACUGUGAAAAAUGUCAGCUGAUUAAGCCUGAUCGAUGUCACCACUGCUCUGUAUGUAACAAAUGUGUUCUUAAGAUGGAUCAUCAUUGUCCUUGGGUGAAUAACUGCGUGGGAUUUUCUAACUACAAAUACUUCCUGCUGUUUUUAUUUUAUUCCCUUGUGUAUUGUAUUCUGGUGACCACAACAGUUUUAGAAUAUUUUAUAAAAUUCUGGACGACCAACCUAAAAAACACACGUGCACAAUUCCACGUCCUUUUUCUUUUCUUUGUGGCUACUAUGUUCUUCAUUAGCAUCCUGUCACUUUUCUGCUACCACCUAUGGCUAGUUGGAAAAAAUAGAACAACAAUAGAGGCAUUCCGUGCACCUGUAUUUCUAAAUGGACCUGACAAAAAUGGUUUCUUUCUUGGCUGGAGUAAAAAUUGGAGACAGGUGUUUGGAGAUGAAAAAAAAUAUUGGUUAUUUCCCAUCUUUACAAGUUUAGGUGAUGGUGUUAAUUUCCCAACUCGCCUCAUGAUGGAAACAGAACAAAUUACUGGCACAAACCCCCAUGAACACACCAGGAGUUCUGGAUCAACUCAAAACUUUCCUGUUGGGCCACUUAGUGAAUCAAAAAAUUUCUUGUUGGCCACUGGAUCAGAUCAAGAUGUCAGAUCAGGGAUAAAGAACCAUGUUACAGUUUCAAUAGAAAGUUGAUGGUCUAUUAUCCUUUGAAUGAGAAUAAGGUUUGUGCAACAUAUUCUCCUUGAAUUCUUUUUUAUUUUAUUUGGAAGAAGUGAUCAGUGGAAUGAAACAAAUCAAAUAUUAUAUAAGAUGUAUGAAAAUGAAGUCUCUGUACAGAUAAUUUGAUGCUCAUAAACAUUACUGCUGAGCAGGAAAUAAGACAGAUGCCUUAAGAACCCUAAAUGUGUGUUUAUGCAACACUGACUUAUCCUGCUCGAAAGUGACUUGAUUUUUUAAAAAAUAAUUACUUCAUAAAAUGCAAUAGUAUGUUUUAUCACACCAGAUGUUUAACUUAGUGUAUAAUUUUUUUAAAGCAUGAAUAACAUCACAGUUAUCUUAGCAUAUGUAAAAAUUGAUACUCCAGAAAAACAGGCAAAUGGAAUUCUGAUAUAGGAAGUAGAUACAGGCAGUUCUAUACAUGGCUGAAAUUCAUUAGUAAGAAUAGCAUUCCUCUUGAAAAUUUGUACUGAAUAAGAAAUAUGAUUACAGAGAAUUCUUGCGUUUUAUACUGAGAGUUUGCAAGUUUUUAAAUAGUUUUAUACUGUUAUCAUUUUUAAUAAAGGCCUUUUUUAUUGGUGGUUGUGAAGUACCUGACUACAAUCAUUAAAUAAGCCAACAUUCAUAGGUCCUAGUCAUAUGCCAUGCAGAGUAGCAUGUGACUAGGGUUUAAUGGAAACCUGGCAGCGUGGAGCUAAAGGGAUAUUUUAGCCUCAUUCUGCUCUCUGGAGAUAUUCAGGGGAUUUUGUACAAGCAGGGAAACUGAAGUACAUUUGCUGCAUGAAGAUUCUUACGUCCUUUGAGUAAUAUGGGGAAUACUUUGUAGAUAGAGGACCAAGGCAUAAGUAAACUUGGGCAGGGCAAGGCAGGGCAGUGACAUUUUCCCUACAUUUUUUUAGAAUGUAAUACAUUGAAAGUGUGUUUUAGUGUCAUUUAAAUUUCAUUUAAAUUAGGAAAUUAUUCUGUUCCACUAAUGAAAGUGGAAACUGGCUAACCUCAGGAAAUAUAGACUCUAAAUUGUUUAGUCCAUCUUCAACACAAUAUUCCCUACUUCCUAAGAAAUGAAAUAUGGCUUUGAAUGUUGGUUGGAUAAAAACUUUUUGGGGGGAGGUUUCUUUUAAAAUCUAAUAACACACAGGUUGUGGAUUCAUCUUCAUUAAUAUGUAACAUGUAUUUGUUCAUUGGAAAUAGCAUAGGAAUAAUUUCUGCUAUUUUUCAAUAGCAGAAUUGUUUGUUUGUAAUUGUAAUUGUUUCUGGCAAUGAGUUUUUAAAAGAUUAAGCCUUUUAAUUUAUCUAAACAUAGGUGUUGGAAAGUUAUCUCACACACCACCUCUCUCUCUAAAAAAGAGCUUACAUAUGUUGCUUGCUAAAUGCUUCCAAAAUGACUUAGCCAGUUCAAGCAUUAUUAUUUAAUUCCACAUUUUAGCGCUGAUUAAUAUUGAACAUUCUGGUCAUACUUUAUAGAUGACUUACCUAAUUUUUGAAUUAUUCAACCAACAUCGGCUUUCAAAAUUAUCUACUUCCUUGAGAACAAAAGGAAUAAAUAAGCUUUAAAAAUCCAGUUGGUAAACUCUAGAGUAUUAAUUUAUGCCCUGUUUUAUUCUUUAGUCUUAUUAGGCUUUAUUCAAAUUUGGAUCAAUCUUAAAUAAGAUGUGAAAGGAACUUCAUUACCAGUCAAAUGUACCAACUAGUUUAAUCUGACAGCAUUCACUUUAGAUAUCUAUAGAUAAAUGUUCAAAUGAUGUGAUUGUAAUCAGAAAUAUUCUACUGGUGCUUCUGUCCAUUGUUUGGCCUUUCAUAUUUAGGAAGACAUCUUUGAUCUGCAUGUUUUUUCAUCAUCAUACUUGUACAGGUACUUUUAUGGUGCUUGGUAUCUCUUUCAAAUCCUUUUACUUCAGUUAAUUCUUUGAAAAACUAGCACAUGAAGCUCCAACCCCAUCCCUUAUUGUAAGCCUGUGUAGUUUGAAUUUGACCUAUCAGCAUGUAUGAUCUGAUCUUAGUGUAUAUCAGUAACAUUAGCACCAUUCUGGAAUAAUAUUUGACUGAAUAUGUGCCUGUUUCCUAAUGAUCCAGUACUGAAAAAAUCAGGGGCAGUGAGUAGACUGGUUUAGGGAAGGCUGCUACAUCUGUAUUUAUUCUGGCAUUAACUAAUACUAUUAAUCAAUUUCAAGAAGACAAUUUUUUUAAAAGACUAUCUGUUUACAAAUCAAAAGUACUACUUUUUUUCCUUUGAAUACUUUAAAAAAUUAGGGUAAUUGGAGAAAAUAAAAUUGAAUUCCAAGUAGUUACUCUUUUCAGUUAACAAAUUAGAAAAGAUUUUCUAUCUUAAAUUUAGCUAGACAUUCAGCAUAUACAGGAUCCUAUCAGUAUCACUACAUGAAACCAAAGAGCAGGUGAACUUGUUUACAAAAGUCCAGGAUCAUCUUUAUGUAGGGGUCUGCUUUUAAUGUAUUUUUACAUAUGUAGUGAUCAUAGUAACAUAAAUGAUCAUUGUCAUUUUAUAUCUAAUAUGCAAUGGUUACUUGAAUUUUGUUUCCACAAGGUAGCUGAUUUUGACCAUCUUUGCAGUAUCACUUAUUAGACCAUCAAAUAUUUGGGAUUUCUACACACUAAUCUCUAAAGCAGAUGUGUUAAGGGCUUAGUGUUAGGAUUUCUAAAUUGCUAGGACCUAAGAAUUGACAGUGUCCUUCAGAUUUCUACUGUUUGCAUUUUUGCCUAGGUCACAGAAUCACAUUCUGUACACCAAAAUACUUGCAGAGCAUAUAACAUCAUUUCACUCUUAAGGUGGUAUUAAAUUCAUGACAUUUUUGCAUUUUAGCCAGAAUAAGGACCAUACCCAAUACUGCAUUAUGAUUUUUAAAAAUAUGUAAAAAUGAAAUCUGUGUUCCAUAGUAUCUAGAUUAUGUAUUUUUCAACCUGAAUUCUAAAUAAGUUUUUAAAAGUCCAUAUUUUUCUAAUGACUUCAUCUUACAUUAUUAUAUUGUGUUACAUAAAGAAGCAAAGAACUGUAUUUAAGUCUAUGGGUCAUACAGAACCAUGAAAUAUGUCAAGUUUAUUAUAUUUGUAUAUGAUUGCAGAUGAGACUGUUCCUACUUAAAGGAAAACAUGGCCACUUGUAAUAUUUUGAAAUGUUUUUUUAAGAAAUGCUUUUAUAUAAACAGAUUUUAAAUACAUUUGUUUUGGGUUUAUUCAUAUUUUUACUUGUAUCAUAAGUCAUAUGUAUAGUUUUUCACAAAUGUAUCAUUGGACCAUUACUUAAUGUUGAAUAAACUUGCAUUAAACUUCUUGAACUAUUUAGAUAUUAACAUGAAUAUAAAACAUUUUUGUUUCUUUUUUUCCUUCAAAAAAUUAUGUUUGAUGACUUUAUUAAAAUCCAGAAAUUAAGUACUUUAA